CCUCCAGCGAGCCUAGAAUGGCAAUGCCACAGGACGUGGAAGUCCGUAACAAAGGCUCGCUGGCAUCUUCUUUAAGCCGGGAAGACCGAAUCUCGCAGCCAUUCACCAAACAAUGAGCCAUCGGCGACGACCGGACUUACCUCCGUCGAGAACGACGGAUCGGACCCCAAACCCCAAACUCGGCCGAGGAGAAGAAGGGGACAGAAAGGGAAAGAUAUCGUCGUCGUGGUCUUCGAGAGGGAUCGCCUCCGCUUUCUUCUCGUCGGAGAGGAGGGUAUGGGGGUUGUCGCUUGCCUUCCGAGCCACCAAUUCGCUGCUGGUCCAGACCUACUUCAACCCGGACGAGCACUGGCAGUCCCUCGAGGUCGCCCACCGCAUCGUCUUCGGGUAUGGGCAUCUGACAUGGGAGUGGAAGAGGGGGAUCCGCAGCUAUCUCCAUCCUCUGGUAUUCGCUCUGCUCUACAAGAUCAUGGCUUUCCUUCGCUUGGACACCCCAUGGUUCAUGGUCAAGGCCCCGCGGCUUCUGCAGUCCUUAUUUUCCUCGUUUGGCGAUUUAUACAUGUACAAACUCUCGAAGCUCUUAUUCGAUGAGCAUGUGGCAAGAUGGGCCUUCUUUUGUCAAUUAGUGAACUGGUUCAUGUUCUUCUGUAUUACGCGAACAUUAUCAAAUAGCUUGGAAACAGUGCUGACCAUAAUGGGACUGUACUAUUGGCUCUCUGCCAGCUGUUCUUUGGAGGAUGUUUCUACUGCAUCGAGGAAAUUGGCAUUGUUUAUAGCAGCAUUAGCUUGUGCCAUUCGGCCAACAAGUGCUAUUACAUGGUUCUAUGUAGGGAUGCUGGAUCUAGUUGGACUGCAGUCAAGAUUGGGGUUCCUCUUUCUUGAGGUAAUCCCGAUAGGGGUUCUAGUGGUUGCGGUUACAUGUUUGUUUGAUCGGUGGAUGUACGGGUCAUGGAUAUUUGUGCCUCUAAAUUUUCUUAAGUUUAAUUUCCUUUCUUCUGGAGGGGACUACUAUGGAACUCACAAAUGGCAUUGGUACUUUACUCAGGGAUUUUCAGCUAUGCUUUUGACUUUCUUACCUUUUUCAAUAUAUGGCAUCUUUAAAUCAAAGAAAUGGAGGCUUUCAGGUCUAAUUGCUUGGGUUUUAGGGGUUUAUAGUAUGCUUGGUCACAAAGAAUUCAGGUUUGUCCUGCCAGUACUUCCUAUAGCUUUGAUGUUUGCUGGCUAUUCAUUAGCAGUGAUGUCAAAACCAGAUUUUCCAGAUCCGAAAAGAAGAAACAAAUAUUGCAAUAGAUGGCCGUUAAGAGUGCAUCUGGCUGUUCUCUUCCUCAUAAUGAGCAAUGUUCCAAUGGCAUUAUAUAUGAGCAUAGUUCAUCAGAGAGGAAGUGAAGAUGUUAUGUUCUAUCUAUCUAAAGAGGCCCAUGAUGGAAAGGUGAAGAGCAUUCUAUUCCUUAUGCCGUGCCAUUCCACACCUUAUUACUCUACCUUACAUCAUAAUCUGCCAAUGCGCUUUCUGGAUUGCACUCCAAGUGACGGUAAAGAGAUCCCAGAUGAGUCGGAUCGUUUUCUGAUGGAUCCUGCUGGCUUUGCGACUGACAUGUUUGGGAAUUCAUCUUCACCCAGUCACAUAGUAUUGUUCAGUUCUGAAGAAGGAUCUUUAAGGGAGUUUCUGAUAUCACAUUCCUUUAGAGAGGUGAGGAGGUUUUUCCAUGCUCAUUUCAAAGUGGACCGUGAUCUUCAAGCAUCUGUUACUGUAUAUGCUCUCGCAGAUCUUGCGGUGACUUGAUCGGUUGGUUCUCCAUCAGCAGGCUUUUCUCGACUCUUCUAACUUUUUAUCGCUUCUAUUCAUCAAUUGGUACUUAACUGAGCUGCUUUAUUCAUUUUGAAGUCAGACUAUCUCGACUGACAACAGGAUGCAGCAUGUCCCAGGAUUCCGAUUUAAAAAUCAUCUUUUUGUGCCAGGAAAAGUUUAGAACUAUAUUCUCAACAUUUUUGUGUGGUUUAUUUUCUGGGUUAUCAUCAUGCACGAUAAAAGCUUGCUUCUACCAUUUUGACGUGUUUAUCAUGUUUCUCAUCUUUUUUGCUAGUACAUGUUAAGAUUGCUUAUUGAAGGUAAAAGACUUGGCUUGUUA
Phoenix dactylifera (date palm) is the source of this 2129-nucleotide messenger RNA. RefSeq names its product mannosyltransferase APTG1. Gene Ontology annotation, molecular function: alpha-1,2-mannosyltransferase activity. Gene Ontology annotation, biological process: GPI anchor biosynthetic process. NCBI's taxonomy places the organism in Eukaryota, Viridiplantae, Streptophyta, Magnoliopsida, Arecales, Arecaceae. Gene Ontology annotation, cellular component: endoplasmic reticulum membrane. The record is from RefSeq and is a predicted model, not a curated record.